Betta splendens (Siamese fighting fish) is the source of this 2818-nucleotide messenger RNA. RefSeq names its product DBF4 zinc finger B (gene dbf4b). Gene Ontology annotation, cellular component: Dbf4-dependent protein kinase complex; nucleus. Bases 212 to 2641 code for a protein of 809 amino acids. The transcript has 12 exons. Gene Ontology annotation, molecular function: protein serine/threonine kinase activator activity; nucleic acid binding; zinc ion binding. NCBI's taxonomy places the organism in Eukaryota, Metazoa, Chordata, Actinopteri, Anabantiformes, Osphronemidae. Gene Ontology annotation, biological process: positive regulation of nuclear cell cycle DNA replication; regulation of cell cycle phase transition. The record is from RefSeq and is a predicted model, not a curated record.
AUGUAAAGAGCAAGUGAACGCACCACAGGAUGUGACGUUGCCUUCAUGGUCACGUCUUCGCUAGUGUUUUUAAAAAGCGGCGGUUUGCUUUCUGGUCGACUGAGAGCAACAAACACUAUAUAUAAUCGCAGUUCUUCGUAACUGAGACGAAACUUUAACAGGGUCCUGGUGUUUUACAGUAAAGCUGUGACCUCUUUGCUGCAUCGGGACCAUGCAGCAGCGGACCACAGAGGAGCAAGGCCUCCUGGGUAAACUGGGUCCUGGGGAGAAGAAGCUGGAAGGCAAGACCUUCUACUUGGAUGGCGUGAAGAAACGUUCAACAGCCCUGCUUUUGGAGGCCAUCACUCUUCACGGAGGGAGGAUUGAAAGUUUCCUACAUAAAGAUGUGAGUUUUGUUGUGACUGAGAGCCAGGAGGGCCCGAAGGAGCAGAAGUGUUCUAAUGCUCAAGAAGGGACAAGCGGGACAAAAGAAGAACCGCAUUGUCCCCUUAAACAGCAGGAGCGUGUCCUCAGCAGCGACAGGCAGCGACCUGUGACUCCUAGACCAGUGGCUUGUGGCAGUCGAGGGAAGGCCUUGCUUGAAAAAGCCAUUCGCAACAGUGAGCGACUGCAGGGCAGUGUUUUGGCCAAUGCCCAAUCAUGGGGAGUGAAGAUUUUGCACGUGAAUGACGUCCUUUUGUAUUUAAAACUGUUGACCAGAGAGAGCUUCAGUGUGAAAAGCAAGAGGCAUGAGAAGUCCUGCACCAAACAACAAGGUUGUGUCGUGAAAGCUACAGCUUUGAGAUCACCUUAUCUUAAAAUUGAAGACUCAAGCAGGAAAUUCAAACCCUUGCACUUGCAGUCUAUGACCUUCCCGUCUCUGUGCUACUUGGGUCGAUUCAGUCCCUUUGAGUCCCGCCCUCCUCCAUUUGAAAAACGGAAAGAGCAAGAAGAAAAUAAAACAAGGGAGAAGACAAAAGCUGAAAGCAGCAUUCAGAACAAAUGUGAAACCCCGCUGAGUUGUAAUCCUUCACCUUGGCGACCUCGCAGGAAGGACCUGUCCUACUGCGAGUGCUGUCAUCAACACUUCAAUAAUCUUGAGGAGCAUUUACAGUCUGAUCAGCACCGUUCAUUUGUACUGGAUUCGUCAAACUACAGUGCGGUGGAUCAGCUUGUAAUUGCAAUGUUUCCAGAAUUUGAUCCCAAUCCAUGUCAACAAUCAGAACAAACAUCCAGCAGACCACCAACACCUUUGCCCGUUGAGGAUUUCUGUGAUCUGGAGCCUCUCUCUGAUAUUGGGAUGGAGGAUGGAGUCUGGGCCCUGCAGCCAGAGGGUGCAGCACAGAUCCCUAGCCCUUGUAGGGUCCCUCCUUCCUUUUGCUCCGCCGGUCCAUCAGCGGACGAUCAGCUUCCUAACCCAAAUCCAGCCGCUCUGCCUGCAGACAUACAGUCUUUCACUUCUGCUGGGAUCCAGCCUCACACUUUCAGCCCUGUCAUGCCUGUAUUGGAUACUGAACCACAACCUCACCCCUCAGCCUGCCAGCCGCCUGAUAAUCUCUCUCCGUACCCUAUGAAUCCGUGUGUCUCCUCUGACCCUUAUCUUCUUGCUCCAGUCCUCAGUCCGCAGUUACUUAAUUAUUCCGACUUAAUAGAGGUACACGGCUCCUAUUCAGACCCCCCUGUACUUAGUCCUCAACAGUAUGCAGUUGUGGAAGAAGACACUUGUGAAUCUGUUCCUCCUCCCUCGGAGCCUGUAACAAAUGCAGACGGAGCGAAGGUGUCAAACCUGGAAAGUCCUUUAGUUUUUAGGAGGAUCACGUGUUCCAGCAGAGCUCUGGAGUGCGAUAAACUGGCUUCAUGCAGGUCUCGAUCGCUUCCUCGGCCUUCGUCUACAGCGCUCAACCCCAAGAAGCGCUGCCGUUCGUCCAGUCCCAUAAUCAGCCGGAGCAAAAGGAGGCGGAUCACUGUGAGCUUUGGUUACAGCUGUACAUGGACCGAACAAGAGCUUACGUCAGCUCAACCAGACAGUGACCUAUUGGCCAGACCUGAGGCCUCUUAUGAGCUACAGUCUUGUUCAAACUCCCACGUCUCAUCCAUGUCCAUUACAUCCACCGUGGACUGUGGCUCAAAACAGACUUUUGACACGUUUUGCGUUCCUGCUGUACAGAAUUUCACCGCUCUACCACAUCAGAUUAACAUUUUGUGUCACGGUCGCGCUUCUGUUGCAGAUCAGCCAUCGUGGCCGUUUUUCUCACCAGCUAAGAGUUUUGAUUGUCCCCUUCCCAGUAAGAACUCUCUCAGCGGUCCUUCCAGUCAAGACUCUCAGCGUUCGCUCUCCCACUCUACCUCCGUGUGCAUUGAGUCCGCCCUCAUCCCAGACUUCGCCGCCCUCUCCCAGUCCUCGGACUCUGACUGGGACUGUGAGCUGGUGUCGCGUAUGGGCCCGGCCUCCGCGGCGCCCCUGUCACCCACUGAGCAGAGCGCUGAGCUGGACAAGGAGCUCCUCCACAGGCGCUGCGCCUGGACGCACAACAGCAGCUACGAGUCACGUCUGCACACGGUUCUCCAGCCGCCCGCUCCAGGAGCUUCUCUGUGCGGGGAGGAUGUGGAGCCUUCAGCCUUUUCCAGGACUGUUGUACAGACCGUCAAGGUUCAACACUGAAUCUGAAUCCUUUUUCUUUUUUUUCUUUUUUUGGGGAUUGUUGCAAAGAACUGCAGAAAGGACAACAUGGAUGCUGCACAUUUUACUUCAUGAAACAGAAGGUGGCACUUAAGCUCAUGAAAUGAAGUAAUUGUAUUAUACAUUAAAUAAAUAUUUACAACAUAGUAAAACCUUAAA